CAAAAGCUCCCCCAUAAAAACGGCAGAGACACAUGCAAUUAUCUGUGUCCUUUUUAACAGCCAAUCUCCUAUAUUCUCUCCGUCUCUCUCCAAACCUCCACGCGCCCGCCGUCACAACCACCGCCACCAUGUCCGCUCCGACGAUCCCGAUCUCAAACCCGCAAACACAACAGCAGUCUCAACCACCAAUAGCGACACCAGCAUUCCGCGCAUUCAUCUCACGUCUCUCCUCAUCAAUCCGUCAGGGAUUUUCUCAACGCCGACCAUGGUACGAACUAAUAGACCGAACCGCGAUGACCCGACCUGACUCAUUAUCCGAAGCCGUGUCAAGGAUCCGUAAAAACGCGACUUACUUUAAAGUAAAUUACAUAACGUUACUCGCAAUUGUUCUCGCGUUUUCGUUAUUAUCUCAUCCUUUCUCUCUCCUGCUUCUGAUAUUUCUUCUCGGAGGUUGGUUCUUUCUAUAUCUGUUUCGACCAUCGGAUCAGCCUUUGGUGAUUCUUGGUAGAACUUUCUCUGACCGCGAAACGCUUGGUGCCUUGGUCGUUUUGACCAUCGUUGUUGUGUUUUUGACUAGCGUUGGUUCGCUUUUGAUCUCUGCUUUGAUGAUUGGAAUAGCUAUUGUUUGUGCACAUGGUGCGUUUAGGGUUCCUGAAGAUCUCUUUUUGGAUGAUCAAGAACCCGUCAAUUCCGGAUUUCUCUCCUUCCUCGGCGGCGCUGCCUCCUCGGCUGCCGCCGCCGCUGCUCCGGCUGUUGCUUCUCGUGUUUGAUCUGGUGUACGUUUAAAGAUUCAAUUAUUUUUGUUUUACACUUUUGUAGAUUUAACCUAAAGAUUCGAUGAUCUCAUUAUUGAAUGAUAUGGAAGUGUAAUUUUGGAUUUGAUAUUCGUAAUCUUGAUAUUGCUUUUA
Ricinus communis (castor bean) is the source of this 908-nucleotide messenger RNA. RefSeq names its product PRA1 family protein B1. Gene Ontology annotation, cellular component: endoplasmic reticulum; Golgi apparatus. The coding region runs from base 33 to 770 and encodes 245 amino acids. NCBI's taxonomy places the organism in Eukaryota, Viridiplantae, Streptophyta, Magnoliopsida, Malpighiales, Euphorbiaceae. The transcript has a single exon. Gene Ontology annotation, biological process: vesicle-mediated transport. The record is from RefSeq and is a predicted model, not a curated record.